AUGUCGUCCGACCGCAAUUCUCGCCCGCUAAAACCCUCCCUUGCCUCGACCAGAACUGCAGCAAGAACUCCGCUCACGCCGCGCGUUGCAGCUCCCAAUGCCUCUGCUCCCUCUGCGUCCACGCCCGUUGCGAGGCCCGCCGCGCCCAGACUGCCAGCCAACAGGACUCCCGCAGUGUCACCAAGAGUCAGAGCACAAGAUGAGACGCUGGGGCGGGACCUAGCGACUGCGUCGACCGUCACGCCUCGCUCUGCUACCAGGAAGACGCGGGUGGAGAGCGCACAGAGCUCCCCGUCACAGGAUGAUCCGCCUAGCGAUUCGAAGUCGAAGAGUUCUCUGGGCCCUGCCGAUGCCAUGUCUGGUAGGAGCAGUGCUGUGAGUGGAUUCAGUCUAGCUUCCAGCAACAUGACAGCCGGGAAGCCGCGCGAGCCAAGGCCAAAGAGCAUGGUGGGAGGGACUGCAUCCAGAUCACCACCUCUGGUGCGAUCGCCAGGUCUUGUCGAACUGGGGCAGUCUGGACAGAAUGAUAGCAUCGACAGUCGCUUCUUUCAUGCCAGCGACGUCCGAAGGCAAGAGCCUGCGCCAAAACGGCCGGAGCCAAAGAAGAGCGCCUCAUUCUUUUACGCAGAUGGUAGACAGGAUAAGCCGACUAUCUCGCCGCCCAAAGCACCCUCGCCAGUCCUAUCCGCCGUCUCCGAGCAGCGGUCCACCGGGCGCUGGAUCCGUCCAGAAUCAAACAAUAAUCCUUCCAGAAGUCCGUCUGCGUUAUCGCCAUCCUUUGCGCCGACUGCGGUAGGCUCGCCGUACUUUGCAUCAGCUGUUCCCAACCAUGGCCCGUAUCGAUCACCUUCGCCCAGCAAAGAGAAUAUGCAUUUGUCAUAUCGCAAGGGAGCGUCACAAAUUCUCGGAAUGCGACCGACGCCAUCUCCAGCAGUUUCUCCCCGUGAGGAAGAGCCUCGCCGCACAAGCUUCGGGCUGUCACAUAAGAAAUCUCCAAGCCUGUCCUCUAUCGACUCGGGGGACUUCCAGCAGUCCAGACGGCGAUCUGCCACUGCCGCCGAUGCAGGCGCUUCGACAUCACCUCUCACACACGAGAUCAAAGCUCUACCUGUUCCUCAUGUUAGCAGUCCACCAGCGGGCUUGCCUUCCAUUGACACAUCACUGGCAUCACCAGCAGCUAUGAGUUCGCCAAGCCAGCCAAUACUCAGUCCUACGAAGAAUGCAGCGGAGCUUGCAGCAGAUGCCAGACGUGAACGAAAGGUGCUGGACUUGGAGAUCUCGAAUAGCUCCUUACUAGCCAUCAAUUCUAGUCUGGAGCGCGAGGUGAAGAGGCAGAAGUCGGAGCUAAAGCGCUUCCGACGCCUCUCACGCGCAGGACGUUUCUCGAUGGCUACUAGCGAGCUCUCCGGACGAACGUCAGACGGGCUGAGUACUCCGAGCGAAGACGAUGCGGACGAUGACAGCCAAUAUCCUUUCGAUAGAGCCUCUGGGAUGGCAGAAGAGGAUCUCAGCGAAUCUGAAGAAGAUGCCAGCCUGAUGAGCGGUGGUGAGCCAUUGUCUCCUGGUGCACAAGCCAACAGGGAGCAAGAUCGCCUUGCUAAAGACGAGCGACGUCUGAGGGUGGAUCUCGACCGACACAAGGAGCUCCUAACACAGAGCCAGGCGAUGAAUCAGAGUAUCAAGCGUUGCAUGUAUGCCACAGAGGAGAUGAUACGAGAUGGCAGAAGAGCCCUCGAGUAUCAUGUUCGUGUUUCUGACGUGAAGCUGGGUGGUCGAAUCCUAACCGGCCACGAAGAUGAAGAGAUUGAAGUCGAGGACAACGGGGAGCACGAAGGCAUGCAACAUGCUCGGGAGUUGCUCAACACAUGGUCUGGUCUUGGUCGACGGACCGAGGACAGCGAGGUUUCUGGAGAUCGAGACAGCGGGAUAGAGGUUGAUAAGCCACUUCUCAAUGUCUCAGCCCGUCCUCCACACACAAAUCCUCUCGGAGACUCCGGACGACCGCCCGAGUUGCUUUCGAGGGGCUUUUAG
Lecanosticta acicola is the source of this 2031-nucleotide messenger RNA. NCBI's taxonomy places the organism in Eukaryota, Fungi, Ascomycota, Dothideomycetes, Mycosphaerellales, Mycosphaerellaceae. The record is from the annotation of a GenBank genome assembly.